AUGGAAGAAUCAACUGCUACUUCUGAUGUAGGUAGCCUUGGAAAAGGGCUAGAUAUCGAGAUGCCUAGGGAAAAGAAGGGGGAGUUCCCAAAGGAUGCUAUCCCCAGUUUCCCAGAGGGAGGAUUCAGGGCAUGGCUUACGGUUUCAGGAGCGGCUGCAGCCUUAUUUGUUUCCUUUGGAUGGGUCAACUGCAUAGCAUUGUUCCAGGCAAACUAUGAAAUGAACCAGCUCAAGGGGUAUCCUAGGUCUACCAUUUCGUGGAUCACAUCAAUGGAAUUCUUUUUCAUGAUGUUCAUGUCACCGGUGGCAGGGAGACUGUUCGAUAGGUAUGGCCCGCGGGUACCACUGCUCAUUGGAACAGUAUUGCAUGUUCUGGGCCUCAUGAUGGCAAGCAUCUCGACCAAGUACUAUCAGUUUGUGCUUAGCCAAUCUGUAUGCUCAGGAAUAGGGGCUUCUUUUAUUUUCAACCCAGCGAUGGCCGCAGUAUGUGUUAUUCCUUUUGCCAAUGGUCGAAGCAACCUAAAUGUUAACUGUCUUUUUCAGCCUCAAACAUACUUCCGAGAGAGGAGGGGCCUCAUUGCCGGCCUGACUGUUGCAGGCUCAUCCUUAGGCGGGGUAAUAUUCCCGCUUAUGGUUCAGCAUCUCCUCCCAGCGGUAGGAUUCGGCUGGACCAUGCGAAUAUGCGCCUUUUUAAUCCUUGGAUUGCUCAUAUAUGCUGAUUUGACGAUCACAUCGAACUUCAACCAUGGCCCGCAUCCUUUCAAGUUAUCGAACUAUUUCCUUCCAUUGAAGGAGUUGAACUUCAACAUCAUGUGGUUUUCCAUGUUCUUUUUAUUCUUAGUGUCUGCCAUUCAUUAUGGCAUGCCGCAAAGGCUGGCCUAUUCGCUUGUACCCGUUCUCAAUGGCGCCAGUUUUAUCGGCCGUACAGUGCCCAACUAUGUCGGCGAUCGCAUUGGGCGAUUCAACGUCAUGAUCAUAAUGACGCUAUUCUCGGCUAUACUCGUGCUGGCGCUCUGGCUUCCAGGCAGGAGUACAGGUGCCAUAUUUGCAUUUGCAGCUUUAUUCGGAAUCAGCUCUGGUGCCGGAAUAGGACUCGGGUUACCAUUGAUAGCCGCCGUAUCUCCAAUGAAGGAGCUCGGGUACCGGAUGGGAAUGAUCGUGUCCAUUGCCUCUAUCGCCACGCUCACCAGCCCUCCAAUCGGCGGAGCAAUUGUGGCGCGAGAUAGCGGCAGUUUCACGUAUCCAUGCGUCUUCUCUGGG
Molecule: messenger RNA, 1260 nt
Organism: Trichophyton verrucosum HKI 0517
Lineage: Eukaryota; Fungi; Ascomycota; Eurotiomycetes; Onygenales; Arthrodermataceae
Exons: 4
Biological process (GO): transmembrane transport
Cellular component (GO): fungal-type vacuole membrane
Molecular function (GO): transmembrane transporter activity
Source: RefSeq, a predicted model, not a curated record